AACAUCCAGAAGGAGAGCACACUUCACCUUAUCCUCCGUCUCCGUGGUGGUAUACAGAUUUUCGUCAAGACUCUCACCGGCAAGACAAUCACCCUCAAGGUGGAAUCUUCCGACACCAUCGACAACGUCAAGUCCAAGAUUCAGGACAAAGAGGGCAUUCCUCCUGACCAGCAGCGCUUGAUCUUUGCUGGUAAGCAGCUGGAAGACGGUCACACCUUGAGCGACUACAACAUUCAGAAGAAGAGCACACAAUUCUUG
Molecule: messenger RNA, 258 nt
Organism: Trichoderma harzianum CBS 226.95
Lineage: Eukaryota; Fungi; Ascomycota; Sordariomycetes; Hypocreales; Hypocreaceae
Exons: 1
Biological process (GO): modification-dependent protein catabolic process; protein ubiquitination
Cellular component (GO): cytoplasm; nucleus
Molecular function (GO): protein tag activity; ubiquitin protein ligase binding
Source: RefSeq, a predicted model, not a curated record